CUGAGAUGGCGACAGGGCUCGGGGCGGGGUGGGGGGUGGUCUCCAGCAUCACGUGGCCAGCGGGGAGGGAGUGGCUGGGAGAAGUUGGGUUGGUCGUGGACGGGUCAGCCGCCCCCCAGCCUGCCCUUCCCUGAGAGACAGAGUGGCCCCGCCACUCUCUUAGGAGGCCGCAACACCAAGGUCAGCGUGGGCCUGUGCAAAGCUGUGGUCUCUGCACACUCUCCUGAGGGCCCGCCCCACUCCUGGGUCUUCUGACCCCCUCACCCCUCUACCUGGGCUUCCAGGGCAGCCCCCAGGUGGCUGCCCGAGCUCCUCUCUUGCCCCCACCCUCCCCAUGCUCCAGAACGAUUGCUUCUCAAGCUGCCCCGAAGUCCCCCACACCAAAGCAGUACCAGAUCCCUCCCCGCUCCCGCCCGCCCCUGUGGCUGACCUCUGCCUGGUUCUGCGGGGUCAUCACACACCUCCUCCCACCCUCCAGACUCCAGCCUCACUGUCCUUCUGCUUCUCUAUUGUACUGGGCUCACUGCCACCCCAGGGCCUUUGCACCUGUGCCCCCCGCUACUCGGGAGCACUUCUGCUCGUUCUGAGUGGACUGUGCCCCCUGCUACUCGGGAGCACUUCUGCUCGUUCCGAGUGGACUGUGCCCCCCGCUACUGUGGAGCACUUCUGCUCGUUCCGAGUGGACUGUGCCCCCCGCUACUCGGAAGCACUUCUCGUUCCGAGUGGACUGUGCUCCCCGCUACUCGGGAGCACUUCUGCUCGUUCUGAGUGGAAUGCCGUUCUUCUGGGAGGCCUCCUCCAGCUUCUAGGUGAAGCGUCCCCCCUCUUCCCCUGGCAGACGGACAAACACAGCUGUCAGAGGCCGAGGCCAUCUUUAAGGGAAGCGCCGCAUCCAGGUUGUGUGGUGUCACCUCGGAUUUAUGACCUGCGGGGAGAGAGCCUCGUCUGCUUUUCCCUGGGAACUGGGAAUAGCAGUACGCGUGGGUGGAAUCGCUGAGCACGUUUAGCAGGUGCGGAGAGAGGGCAGCUUCUUGAAAGUGACACCUGUCAACGUCAGCCAGAUGUAAAACUGGCUCCUUUCCUGCCUCCGUGGACCUCGGCCUGGAUGCUGGCCGUGCUGGGAGCAGGGACCGGUCAGGCGACUGCCUGCACGCUCACGACCUUCCUCUAGGAUGACUAAUGAGAGCAGUCCAGCCUGGGGGCCCGGAGGCGGCAGCUGGCCGGCCUAGGGGGCUCAGUCUGGCGGGGUGGGCAGAGAGGGG
Odocoileus virginianus texanus is the source of this 1262-nucleotide messenger RNA. The record is from RefSeq and is a predicted model, not a curated record. Lineage: Eukaryota; Metazoa; Chordata; Mammalia; Artiodactyla; Cervidae.